CCGGAUCUCCUACCCCCUGUCGUAAGUCGUGAGCCAGGUCGUGCCCCGCCCUCGGUUUACACCAACAAUCAGACUCGAUCGCUAAUACUCGUUCAACAUAUCUUCCUGUGCUUCUGUCCUGAUUUUGGCUCCCUUCUUCGAUUGUCGUAUUCCCCACUCCCAGGCACGCCGAGGAAUCGCAGUUGCGGUGUUUAGAUCUCAUGCCGUCGUCGUUGAGUAGGUAUAGAGAGAUUGCCUACCAACUAAUAAUAUGUCGCGGCGCCAUCUCAGGCCCUGAGCAUGCCACAGCCUCUCUAAGCUCAGUAGUAGAAGUGAUGGUGUAAGUCUGUUCGCCUUCAGCCGCUGAGGAGCCGAGACGUCAGCAUACUCGAUCUAGACUCCCACUUCGGGAAAUUGAUUAUGCAACCUCUUUGAUCGGUCGCUCAUCAGAUUAGGGACGGCGAGGACGCUGUUGGUGCCAUACAGGGCAAUCGCAGCCCAUCUUGACGUAGAUUGCCAUCUUGACCGCGUAAUUAGUCAAGUAUGUGAAGCAAACAAUUGUUUUCACUAAUCCGCCAUGAAAUUCUGCUCAACCCCGUCCCUCCCUCUACACCCCUCCUCUUCUCUCCUCUCCAACCAACUGCUUUCCCGACUCGCGUCGCUUCAAACUUAUCAACCCCCAUAACUCAAGCUGUUAGAACCCAGCUCGGUAAACAAGCUGUUGCAACCAUGAGACCCUCUACCGCCCUUACAAGCCUUGCCUUCGUGGCGUCUGCCUUCGCCCAGGGCGUCUCUCCGCCCCAGAUGCCGGGCGUGAGCUCUCUGUCCUCGCGAGACCCGUUCCAGUGCUCGCCCGGCAAGAGCCUCAGCAUCUCCAUCGAUGCCGGCAAGCUCACGACGACGCUCCCAGAGCUGCAGUUCCAGGCCACGAGCCACGGCCGGACUGACACGUAUGCCGGCUGCCAGUUCAGGGUGGAGCUGAAUGACUGGUACUACCGGUAUCGCGUUGCCAUCUCGGGCGCCACCGUGAGGGGCCGGGCGAACUUGACCGACGGCGCGCAGAUUUACCAGUUCAACACCACCGCCACCUUCCGGCUGCAGCACCUCAAGAACCUCAGUCCCAUCACCCCGCCUGAGGUUACGAAUCUGUCUCUGUCUACUAUGCUUACGCAGCUGACGCCGGCGAAAAUCGGCGGAGACGGCAGCUUCACUGACGACUUUGAUGUGCCUGUGGCGUCGCCCGCGCAGCUUGUAUGGUCGCCGUGCUUCCACGGCACGGAGGGCAGCUCUCAAGAUUUCACCUACAUCGACUUCGAGGUCUCGGCUACCAGCAGCGACGGUACCGGCGAGGGGACUAGCCGGCUAGACUCGGGCUUGACUGUCGAUUGGGACCUCGCCUGGCAGGAGUGCGUGCCGGAUUGGGGUGAGACGUACUCCUGGGGCGAGCAGCGGGUGGAGGACUGGCAGACUUGCACGUACCGUUCGGAAAACAACCAGACCUUCCAGCGCUAGGACUCCUUUUUUGUAACCCUAGGUGUUAUAUCACACGCAGACCCGUAGACGCCCCGCGUGGUUCAUGAAGAAAGGCUGUAUGUGGGAUUGUUUCCCCGGCGCAUACCUAUCUUCGCAUCCUACGCAUUAGCCGGAUGCCUUACCUGCAGGCGAAUAGGCCGUAG
Messenger RNA from Durotheca rogersii, 1655 nucleotides. RefSeq lists its product as uncharacterized. The coding region runs from base 709 to 1491 and encodes 260 amino acids. The record is from RefSeq and is a predicted model, not a curated record. Lineage: Eukaryota; Fungi; Ascomycota; Sordariomycetes; Xylariales; Xylariaceae. The transcript is spliced from 2 exons.